This is a messenger RNA of Olea europaea var. sylvestris, 1055 nucleotides long. RefSeq names its product bifunctional protein FolD 1, mitochondrial-like. Gene Ontology annotation, molecular function: methylenetetrahydrofolate dehydrogenase (NADP+) activity; methenyltetrahydrofolate cyclohydrolase activity. The record is from RefSeq and is a predicted model, not a curated record. Lineage: Eukaryota; Viridiplantae; Streptophyta; Magnoliopsida; Lamiales; Oleaceae. The transcript is spliced from 5 exons. Gene Ontology annotation, biological process: tetrahydrofolate interconversion. Gene Ontology annotation, cellular component: cytosol. The coding region runs from base 117 to 926 and encodes 269 amino acids.
UUUAUUUUUUUUUAUUUUUUUGAAAAAACACAGCAAGCAAACAUGCUGCUCAAAUACUUGAUGGGAAGGCGAUUGCAGAGGAAAUAAGAUCAGGCAUAGCCCUUGAAGUGAAGAGGAUGAAGGAGUCGAUUGGGCAGGUACCUGGAUUGGCUGUCAUAUUGGUGGGUCAGCAAAGAGACUCGCUAACCUAUGUCCGUAACAAAAAAAUAGGGAGUGAAGAGGUUGGCAUUACGUUUUUGAUGACAAUGCUUCCUGACAAUUGUACAGAAAAUGAAGUUUGCAAUGCCUUGCAAAGUUAUAACGAGAAUCCAUCAGUUCAUGGUAUUAUUUUGCAGCUUCCCUUGCCACAGCACUUAGACGAGGGAAAAAUACUGGGUUUGCUAACCUUGGAGAAAGAUGUUGAUGGAUUCCAUCCUGUAAACAUUGGGAAUUUGGCCAUGCUAGGAAGGGAGCCUUUGUUCAUUCCUUGUACCCCACAGGGUUGCAUUGAGUUGCUGAUCCGUUCAGGCAUUGAUAUAAAAGGGAAGAAGGCUGUGGUGGUUGGAAGGAGCAACAUUGUUGGAUUACCAACAUCCUUGCUGCUGCAGAGGCACCAUGCUACCGUGACAAUUAUUCAUGCAUAUACGAAAAACCCAGAUAGAAUUGCUCGUGAAGCUGAUAUUUUAAUUACAGCUGCUGGAGUGCCCAAUUUGGUGUGCAAGAAUUGGUUAAAACCUGGUGCAAUAGUCAUUGACGUUGGCACUACCCCGGUUGAGGAUCCCGAGUGUGAACAUGGUUAUCGGCUCAUUGGAGACGUUUGUUUUGAGGAAGCAUCAAAGGUAGCUUCUGCAAUUACGCCUGUGCCUGGAGGAGUUGGACCAAUGACUGUUGCUAUGUUGCUUCAUAACACUUUUGAAUCUGCUAAGCGCGCAUUUAAAUUUACUUAGAGAUAAUUACUCAUAUCUUUUUAUUGAUAUGUACAUGUAGACAUAGGCUUCCAAGUCUAUAUGUGGGUGAUACUCCCAAAAUUUUUGUAGUUUGAUAUGGAAUGGGACUUAAUUUAUGAAGUUUGGAAA